GAUGGUAGACGGACGGGUGGAUGCCAUCAGUUUCAGCACCUUCUAAUGGCUGGCGGUUACAUUGUUUCGGUGGAGGCUUUGAACAUGCCGCAGCGAUUUCGAUUUCCGUUGGCUGAAAAUCGCGCUCCAUCGCCUCCUGACAACCGCAUCCACGGGCGCAUCGAAUCAUUGAUUGUGUCGAAUUCGGCUCCAGACCCUCGGAGACCAUCGGAACCCUCGGGAGCACCCGCGACUAUGGAAACCGGGGCGUGGGAGACGGAGCUUUUGAUUGGAAAACGUCGGCGGCGCCGUCGGGUCGCCGCGCCCUCUGGCGCCUCGAUUAGGCGCGCAGCAAUUUCCACAGUGUUUUCCACAUUUUCAGAGGAGCACCGAUAAAAUUGGCGCUUGAAUCUG
Messenger RNA from Drosophila teissieri, 393 nucleotides. RefSeq lists its product as uncharacterized. Bases 46 to 375 code for a protein of 109 amino acids. Lineage: Eukaryota; Metazoa; Arthropoda; Insecta; Diptera; Drosophilidae. The transcript is spliced from 2 exons. The record is from RefSeq and is a predicted model, not a curated record.